AUGAGUGGAUUUACAUAAUUCAAAAUAGAAACAACAGAUAAAAGAGUAAAUGCUUACUAACCUAUAAGAAAUGUUCAACAUCAAUAAUAUAUCACGGGUGCUUAAUUAAGGUAAAUUAAUAAUUGAUUUAUUAAGGCCAGAAGAUUAUAGAGUUUAAACUAAUCCAAUAAUGUAAGAGUAAAUUACAAUUAAUGAUUAAGCAUCAUUUUAGAAGAUUAUUAUAGCAAAGGAUAGUGGUAAUUAAAUAGUUUUAAUUAGAAAUUGCAAAUUUAAGAUAAAGUGUAGAUUCCUUAAAUAAAUAAAUUUCUGAUUAUAUAAAUGAAAUAGAUUAAUGGAAAAAUAAGUAUAAAUAAUUAUAAGUUGAAAAAGGGACUAAUAGAAUAACAAAUAUUCAUUAAGGCAAUGAUUUUGAAAUUAAUUAAUACAAAGAUGAGAUUAAUAAGUUAAAAUAAGAAAAUAAAUAAUUAGAAGAAUAAAUUAAAAAGACAGUAUAUGUUUCAUAUUCACCAAAUUACGAAAUUAAUGAAUUAAGAGAUUAAAUUAAAUAAUUAACUUUGGAAAAAGAAGAUCUCAUUAUAUUAAAGAAUUUAUAAACUUAGAAAUUCUAAACCUCUUAAAUAUAAAAUUAAUAAAAUACUAUCAAAUAAUCAAUUGUUUUAGAUUUAGAUCAAUUUAAAAAUGAAAGAGAUGAAUAUAAAAGAAAGAUUUAAUUAUUAGAAGAUAAAAUUUAAGAUUAACAAUAAGAAAUAUAAAGUUUGAAUUUUAAUUGUGAUUAAUAUAUUUAAGAAAUUUAAUAAUCAUCUCUGAGAUCUAUAAAUAAAAAUUAAAAUGUAGAGAUUGAAAAUUAUAUAAAAAGAAUAUCUGCAUUAUAAAAUGAGAUCUUGGUAUGGUAAAAUCGUUACAAAGCUACAUAGACUUAAGAAUAAGGUUAUUCUAUCGAACAAAAAGUUUCACAAAAAGAUAAUUAAAUAAUUUAUUUAUAAGAAAGAAUUAGACAAUUUGAAUUAUAAGUAGAAUAAUUAAAAUUAGAAGCUGAAAAAUCUAAAAAAGAACUAAAUGGAUACAGAAUUAGUUGUGAUAAUAAAAAAUGUGAUACAUAAGAAGUUGAUGCUUUAAAAAGAAAAAUUGCAGAGAUGGAAUAAGAUAUUUAAAUUUUAAUUUAAGAUUUAAAUGAAAGAGAUUAAAGAAUAAGUUCUACAUAAAAUGAAUAUUAAGAGUUUAGAAAUUAAAAUAAAACUUAAUAUUAAUAAGAAUUGAAUUAAUUAAGAUAAGAGAGAGAUAAAUAUCAAUAAGAUUAUGAAAGAUUAUCAAAUGAAUUAAUGAUAAUGUAGAGAUAAAGUGAUUAAUAUAAUAAAAAUAAUAAUUUAGAAUUAGAUUAAUUAAGAUAAAGAAUUAUUGAACUUGAAUAAUAAUUAAGAAAUUCUAAUUAUUAAUAUUAAUUACUUUAAAAUUCAAAUUCUAAUUUAUCAGCUUAAUUAUAAAAUUAAUAAUAAUCAUAACAAUCUUAGUAUCAACAAUAAAGUCUUAAAGAAGAGUAUAAAAAUUUGUAAAAUUAGUAUAUGUAAAUACAAUCAGAGAUAUAUACUUAUAAAGAACUUAUUAAGAAAUAUCAGAAUGACUAAGAAAUGUUAUAUCAAGAAAAUUUGUAAUUAAAAUAAUAAAAAUCACAAAUAGAGAAAAAUACUUAUUAAUUCACAAAUUAACAGAAUGAAUAUUAAACAAUCUAAGAUAGAUGUAGUUGGUAAUAGAAUGAAAUCUAAUAGUUGAAUGAAUAAAUUAGAAAAUAUAGAAAUGACUAUGAGUCUUUAAAUUAAAAUUACAUAUUAUUGGAGAGAGAAAGUGAAAUCAAAUAUUCUUAGUAAAAUAGUAAAGAACUAGAGGUAUUAAAACAAAGGAUUAAUUAAUAUGAAUAACGUGUUUUUUAAUAUGAGUCUUAAAUACAGUAAUUGAGAAUGUAAAUAUAAAAUUAAGAAUCUCAAUUUGAAUAGUCUUACAAAGAACGUUUAAAAGUAGAAUUGUCGUUUGCUGAAUAGAAAUUUAAUCAAUAAGGACGUUUUGAAUUGUAAUCUUUAUAAUAAUAAUAUAAAUCUUUGCAAAAUUAGUAUGAUCAACUAUUGGUCUAAUAUCAAGAAUCAAACAUUGAAUUAAGACAAGUAAAUUAAUUUGAGAGUUAGAAUUUAAGAGAUGAAUUAUAAUCAUUGAGAUAAAUUAACUUAUAAUAUAGUUAAGAAAUUACAAAUUUGAAAGAGCAAAAUUUAAAAUAUAAAAAUGAAUAUGAAUAAAUUAAUCAAAGAAUUAUUCUAAUAUAAAGAGAGAGUGAAUCUUUUAAGAGUAGCUCUAUUGAAUUAGAUAAACUAAGCAGUAAAUUAAAAGAAUUGGAUUAUGAAUUAUAAGCUAAGAAUUAAGAAAAUAAUUAAUUAUAAUUGGAAUUACGAAAUUUAGAUAUGUAAGUUAGAGAUGAAUUAGAAUAAUAGUUUAUAUCUAGAUUAACAGUAGAACGCUAGAAUUUAGAAAAUAGAUUAAUCUAAUAAAACAAAUAAGAACUAAAGUAAUUAUCUUUUCAGUUAUAAUAAUCAUAAAUUGAAUUGAAUUAAUAAAUAUCUAAAUAUUAAAAAUUAGAAUAAUAAUAUAAUUUAACAAAAAUUGAAAUUACAUAAAUAAGAUCUCAAUAAUCAAAUAUCAAUAUUGAACAAUUAAAAAGGUUAUAAAUAACAAAUACAGAAUAUGAACAGGAUAUUCAAACAUUAAAAAUAGAAAUUGAAAGAUAAAAAAAUAUUAAAUAAGAAUAAGAGAAUAAAAUUCAAGUUCUAAUUACAAGUGUAACUGAUUAUGAAUCACGUUUACAUAUUUUAGAAUAAGAAAAUGCAAGAUUAGAGAAUAAAAUCAAAAGAUAGAUCUUUACAGAAAAAUAAAAUGAUUAAAUGAUUGUGAAUUAAUUAGUAGGAUAGUAGAUUUCAGGAAUAAAUAAAUCCAAUCUCUAAGUUGUGGCUAAAUAAUCUGGAAUAAAUUAAGUUUCUUAAAUUCCUUCAUCUUAUAAUUAAUAUACUGAUUGGUUUUAAAAUGAUGUCAAGUCUUCAUAAUUUUCCUAAAAAAUACUAAACCCUUAAACCUAAAUAUCAAAAUAUUUAAGUCCAGAUAAAAAGUAAAAUUAGUUAUUAUAUUUUAAUUAGUUAUUAAACAUAGAGAGUAGUGACAACUAAAAGUGUAAAAUAAGCUAUAAUGUCAUCAGCUAAUUAAGGAUGA
Molecule: messenger RNA, 3243 nt
Organism: Paramecium sonneborni
Lineage: Eukaryota; Ciliophora; Oligohymenophorea; Peniculida; Parameciidae
Source: the annotation of a GenBank genome assembly